Fusarium graminearum PH-1 is the source of this 1725-nucleotide messenger RNA. RefSeq lists its product as uncharacterized. Bases 1 to 1725 code for a protein of 574 amino acids. NCBI's taxonomy places the organism in Eukaryota, Fungi, Ascomycota, Sordariomycetes, Hypocreales, Nectriaceae. The transcript has a single exon. The record is from RefSeq and is a predicted model, not a curated record.
AUGGGAGCUGUUACCGAUGAACCCAGUAUCAACCUAGACAAGCAGAUUGACAAGGAAGAGCCGUCGCCUUCAUUGCUGCCAGCAGAGCCUGCCCCAGAAGAGCAUACUCCAGAAGAGCAUACUCCAGAGGCACCCGCUCCUGCUUCGCCAAAGAAGGAAAAUAAGGAGAAAAAGCCUGAAGCGGCUCCCGCAGCUCCCGCAGCUACCAAUGGAAAGCCCAAGGCCAACACCGUUAAGGAGUUGGCUCCUGCAGCAAUCGUAAAGGCUGCCACUCCAAAAAAGACGACUACGACUCGACCCAGUGCCGUUUCGACCAAGGCUACUAGCACCAAACCUCCAGCAAAGUCCUCUUCCGCCACAAAGCCUCCCAGCAGCACCACUCACAAAGCUGAGACUAAGCCAACAGCCAAGACUGCCCCGGCAGCCAAGAAGGAACACAGGCAAGCUUCCGCAACUAGUUCUACAGCCACUCGGCCUACCACGACCACGGCCAGCAAGAAGCCACAGCCAUUGAAGCCUACUACUAGCGACACCGGUUUCGUGAAGCCAAAGCCUAAAUCUCCCACGAAACCUGUGCAUCUUCCUGCAUCUCUUAUGGCGCCAACUGCGGCAUCUGGAGCCAAGACAGGCCGUCAAGCUCAAGCCUCAGCAAGUUCGCAGAAUCUCAACGUUCCUGCUCGACCUGGUAGCCGGGCCAGCGCAACAGGAACCAGUGUCAGCGCUGGGAAGACAGUCAAACGCCAACCCUCAAAUGUCGGUCGCCCACGACCAAGCCUGGGCCCUCCUCCUAAGAAGCCCUCGGAACCAAUUCAUGCCAAGAAGGAAGCACCCGUUGACGAGAGCUUUUUAGCUCGUAUGAUGCGACCAACCCAGGCUUCAUCUUCAAAGACUGCCGAGAAGGUGCCUACCACGCCCCCAAAAAAGACAACGAAACGAUCUUUAUCCUCCGGAGCCGAUCCCUCGCGCCGCGAGUUUGGCGCCAAGACACCAGGAAGUGCUAGGAAACAGAUUAGAAGACCUGCCGAGUCGAAGCCCUCCGCCGGCUCAGUAACUUCAGAUGAGACGCCAACAAUUGAGGUUGUUCCGGAAGAACAGACCCCUGGGCCCACCAAGUCACAGAGCACAACCGAAGAGAUCAAGACAAACAACGCGCAAAAAGACUCGAAGAAGCCCGGACCAGCACUUGCCGCCGCCGAUGAGGUCCACAACGAAGUCGUCGAGCCUAUACAGAAAGAAAGCCAGGCUCAGGAGGCUGUCAAGAUACCAAUUGAGGAGAAGCAGGAGGCGACUCGACCUAUCACCCCCCAGCCUGCCAAGGAAGAGAAGCCUGUCGAAGUUUCUGAUAUCACCACGCCUGAGAAAACAGAGACUGCACCCCAAGAGCCUCCCGCUGGUCAGCCUAACGAGCCUGUUGUCGAUUCCGAGAAGCCUACUGAGAACUCCGAUAUCGUCCCCCUGGUGGAGGAGAGCUCUUCUCAGCCCCCUGUUGCUGUAAAGGAGACAGCUAAGACUUCUGGCAACGAGCUAGGACAAGAGACCGAGCAAGAGGUGGUCCUUCUGCUGGAGAAGGACUCUGAGCCUGCCCUUGAGUCCGAGACGACCGAGAAACAAAACACUGAGAUUGAAACUGCAAGCAAGAAGGAUAAUAUGGGCGACGUCAAGACCACCGACGCCGCUGAAGAGAAGGAUACCACAGGACAUCAGACGGAGGAAGAGAAGAAUUGA